Gossypium arboreum is the source of this 4205-nucleotide messenger RNA. RefSeq lists its product as uncharacterized. NCBI's taxonomy places the organism in Eukaryota, Viridiplantae, Streptophyta, Magnoliopsida, Malvales, Malvaceae. The record is from RefSeq and is a predicted model, not a curated record. Gene Ontology annotation, biological process: cell wall modification. Gene Ontology annotation, molecular function: pectinesterase activity; pectinesterase inhibitor activity. The transcript is spliced from 6 exons. Bases 208 to 4104 code for a protein of 1298 amino acids.
CCUGAAAGCUCUCCUGUCCAGACUCCAUUUCUAACGUUCAUGGCAUUAAGAUUGAACCUCAAAAUCCGAACAACAACAGGACGAUAAAGGUAGAGAUAUAGGAAUAUAUAUUGUCGUUGGGUUUCUUGAUUCCCCUCUCUGCCUUAGCUUGAUUCUAAGGCAGAGAGUUCUCUGCCUGAACCAAAAUAUUAUUCAAAAUAACAAAAAAUGGUGUUUCAAGAUUUUGAUAUAAUACAGGAACGUCGAAGACAGGAGAGACAACGGAAACUCAAAAAGAGGCUUACCAUUGCCUUGGUGGCUAUCUUUGUUAUUGCUGGUAUAGCGGCGGCCGGAGCGCUUGCUUUUAUCUCUAUGAAAAAUAGUAGCAAGAAAUCAGAAAAAAACAAAAGCGAUGAUAAUAGUAAAGCCGACGACAGUAAACCAAAAGAUAACCCUCCUCCGUUAACUCCUUCAACCCCACCCUCAACUCCGUCGACCCCACCGUCUCCGCCAAAACCAUCAUCUCCACCAUCUCCACCAUCUCCAAAACCACCAGCUCCAGCUCCGAAAGCAUUAUUUCCACCAGCUCCAAAACCACUAGCUGCAGCGGCUCCAGCUCCAGCUCCGAAAGCAUCAUUUCCACCAGCUCCAGCUCCAUUAUCUCUGCCAGCUGCAGUCCCAGCUCCAGUUCCAGCCCCAAAAUCUGCACCAGCUCCAUCACCUUCAUUCGGGGAAGGAGCUAGUGAACUCAUAAAAUCCUUUUGCGAAAUUUCCACUUUCAAGGAAUACUGCGCCAACACUAUUGGGAAGACACUAGAAGAAAAUCCACUAUCCGCGACUCAACCCAAAGAACUUGUCAAGUCUUUUAUCACCAAAACAACUGAUGAGCUUGACAAGGCUUUCACCAAAGCCAGCACGUUCGAAUUGAAAACCGAUGUGGAGAGAAAAGCGUUUGAUGUUUGUAAAGAAGUGAUGGCCAAUGCCAAGGAAGAAUUACAGAGUUCCGUUGAUAGAGUAGGAACUAUAGAACCAGGGAAGUUACCAAGCAAUGGUGAUUUGAACACUUGGUUAAGUGCUGUAAUGUCUUACCAAGAAACCUGCAUUGAUAGUUUCCCUGAUGGACCAUUGAAGAAUGAUUUCAGGACUACCCUUAACUCUAGCCAGGUUUACACUAGCAAUUCCCUUGCCAUGGUCAGACAAUUAUCUUCUUUGAUGACUUUAGGUAAGGAAAAGCCACCAGCCAAACGCCGUCUUUUACAAACCAAUUUUCCUUUGUUGGCCAAGGGUGGGUAUCCGAGCUGGUUUAGCCAUGAAGAACGCAGGCUAUUGAAGGAAGACGAUGAUGACAAGAAGCCAAUUCCCAAUGUAACAGUGGCACAAGAUGGUAGCGGAAAUUUCAGAACUAUUAAUGAAGCACUUGCUGCUGUGCCACAAAAAUACGAGGGAAGGUAUGUAAUAUAUGUCAAGGCAGGAAUAUACGACGAGACUGUAAUCGUUCCAAAGAAAAUGGUAAACCUUACCAUUUUUGGUGAUGGAUCACAAAAGAGCGUUAUCACUGGGGCCAAAAAUUUUGUUGAUGGAUUCCCCACUUACCAGACGGCAAGUUUUGUGGCUUCUGGUCCUGGCUUUAUCGCAAAAAGCAUGGGCUUUAGAAACACGGCUGGGCCUGAUAAACAUCAAGCAGUGGCCGCAAGAGUCGAUGGUGACAGGGCCAUUUUCCUCAACUGUCGUUUCGAAGGAUUCCAAGACACCUUAUACACACAAACUCACCGUCAGUUCUACCGAAGUUGCGUGAUCGCCGGCACCAUAGAUUUCAUCUUCGGCGAUGCGACAGUCGUGUUCCAGAACUGUUUGAUUUAUGUAAGGAAGCCCAACGACAACCAAAAGAACAUCGUCACCGCCCAAGGGAGGAAAGACAAGUUAGAAACAACAGGCAUCGUUAUACAAAACAGUAAAAUAUUACCCGAGGAACCAUUCAAACCGCUCGCAAAACAAUUCAAGAAUUAUCUAGGAAGGCCAUGGAAGGUAUACUCGAGGACCAUCAUAAUGGAAACACUGAUCGAGGAUUUCAUUGACCCUGCUGGAUGGCUUGAAUGGGAAGGCGACUUUGCACUAAGUACCCUUUUCUAUGGAGAGUUCAACAACACAGGGCCUGGCGCAAGAACUGACGGUAGGGUGAAAUGGGCAGGACGAAGAGAUAUUAACAGAGAAGAAGCCCAGAAAUAUACAGUAGAAACAUUCUUAAAGGGAACAUGGGUAAAGGAAGCAGGCGCUCCUGUUCGUAUGGGACUGGGGAAUGUUUUUGGAUUCCUCUCAUCCCUAGCAAGUGAGAAUAAUCUUAUGGAUUCAAUGAAAUCCUUCCAGAGUUAUUGCAAGGCAGACGAGCUCGAAGAACGGGCUUAUCGGAGAAGGACCCGCAAGCGCUUAAUCAUCAUCGGACUCUCAACAAUCGUCUUGAUAGCCAUCAUCAUUGGUGCAGUCUUUGGGACGCUUUUCCCUGUAAAAUCCUCAAAAUCCAAAGAGAACCCACCAACUUAUACUGCAGAGAGCAUCAGAGCAAUAUGUAAUGUGACCAGGUAUCCUGAUUCUUGUGGUUCAAGCAUAGCGGCCAUAAGGAGCUCCUCAAAUGAUACUGACCCAAACCCUGGUCCUUCAAAAGUCUUCACACUGUCCAUGCAAGUUGCGGUCGGUGAACUGAGAAGGCUCUCGUCUCUGCCCCAAAAGAUCAUUUCUUCUAAUGUGAACAUCAAUCCCAUGGUGCGGGAAGAGUUGGAAAUUUGCGAAAAUCUUUUCGAGGACGCAGUUGAGUAUAUCAAUGACUCCAUAUCAGCCAUGCAAGUAGGGCAGGGAGACGAAAUGGUGUUGUCAACGGCCAAGAUAAACGAUAUAAAGACGUGGCUCAGCAGCGCAAUCACGAACCAGGAAACAUGUUUAGAUGGACUAAUGGAAGCCGCGAACCAUGCGGCUAUACCCCAAGAAAUGGAAAAUGCUACGAGGAACUCCACUGAAUUCAGCAGCAACAGCUUAGCUAUUGCAACCCACAUAAUGACCAUCCUACAGAGUUUCCAAGUUCCGAUUCAUCGGAAGUUGCUAAAAUUCGACCGCCACCACCAUGGUCGUGAAUUCGAUCCCCGUUUUCCUCUCUGGGUUCGUAGGGGGGACAGGAGAUUACUUCAGGAGGAAAAUCCUAAACCGAAUAUUACCGUGGCUAAAGAUGGUAGUGGAGAUUUUAGAACACUAAGUGAAGCAGUUGAAUUAGUCCCAAAGAAGAAAAAAACCAGGUUCGUUAUCUACGUAAAAGAAGGGGUAUAUUUAGAGAACGUGAGUAUCCAUAAGGAUUAUUGGAAUGUAAUGAUUUAUGGAGAUGGAAUGUACAAGACUAUCGUCUCUGGCAGCUUGAACAAGGUCGAUGGAACCCCUACCUUUUGGUCAGGCACUUUAAUUGCUGCGGGUAGGCGAUUCAUAGCAAGAGACAUGGGUUUCAUAAACACAGCAGGCCCAGAAAAAGAGCAAGCUGUUGCAAUGCGUUCGUCCUCGGACCAAUCUGUGUUCUACCGCUGUUAUUUUGAUGCAUACCAGGAUACUCUUUACGUGCAUUCCAAUCGCCAGUUUUACCGUGAUUGUCAUGUCACUGGAACCGUUGAUUUCAUCUUUGGGAAUGCGGCUGUGGUUCUACAAAAUUGCAGCAUUCAACCCAGGCAGCCCGGGCCUGACCAGUUCAACACCAUUACCGCGCAAAGCAAGACUGACCCAAAUCAGAACACCGGUAUUUCGAUCCAACGGUGCCAGAUUACUCCUUUUGACAACCUGACGGCUACCACCUACCUUGGUAGGCCUUGGAAGGAUUUUGCAACUACAAUGUUCAUGCAAUCACAUAUUGGAGAUAUUGUGGACCCAGCUGGUUGGACCCAAUGGACGGAGGGUGUUGAUCCGCCUAAUACUAUAUUUUAUGCGGAGUACGAAAAUUUGGGGCCUGGAUCAGGGAUCAAUGAACGAAUAAAUUGGCCCGGUGUUAAGCCGAAUGUCACCACUGAAGAAGCAAGAAGAUUUACCGUAGAGUCUCUUAUUCAGGGAAACCAGUGGUUGCCAAAGGAUAGUAUGGUGUAUGAAUCAAGUUUAGAAUGAUGAAGAUAAAAUCAUGUUAAAAAAAAUUAUGAAUUAUUCUUUUGUUAUUUGAAUUUUCAUGGAUGUUAAUACUACCUUUUAACUCUUAAGUUCAUAGGCGA